Caenorhabditis sp. 36 PRJEB53466 is the source of this 2358-nucleotide messenger RNA. The record is from the annotation of a GenBank genome assembly. Lineage: Eukaryota; Metazoa; Nematoda; Chromadorea; Rhabditida; Rhabditidae.
AUGGCACCGUGGGAAGAAGGAAAAGCCAGGUGCAGUGGCCACGCCCACAAACUACACUCAGUAGUCACGCCCACUGAUUAGAAUGGCCACGCCCACAGGGGUAUAUAAAGGCAGAAAUAGUCAUUUUAUUUAUUGCCGUCUCAUUUUUUUCACUUUUACCUAUUUUUACCUGUUUCACCUAUUUUUACCUGUUUUACCUAUUUUUACCUGUUUUACCUAUUUUUACCUGUUUUACCUAUUUUUACCUGUUUUACCUAUUUUUACCUGUUUUACCUAUUUUUACCUGUUUUACCUAUUUUUACCUGUUUUACCUAUUUUUACCUGUUUUACCUAUUUUUACCUAUUUUUACCUGUUUUACCUAUUUUUACCUGUUUUACCUAUUUUUACCUGUUUUACCUAUUUUUACCUGUUUUACCUAUUUUUACCUGUUUUACCUAUUUUUACGUUUUUUAAUUUUUACCUAUUUUAAUCUUUACCUAUUUUAAUCUUUACCUAUUUUAAUUUUUACCUAUUUUAAUAUUUUAAUUUUUACGUAUUUUAAUUUUUACGUAUUUUAAUUUUUACCUAUUUUAAUUUUUACCUAUUUUAAUUUUUACCUAUUUUAAUUUUUACCUAUUUUAAUUUUUACCUAUUUUAAUUUUCAAAUAUUUUUAAUUUUUCAAAUAUUUUUUUAUUUUUUUACAUAUUUUCAUUUUUUUACCUAUUUUUUUAUCUAUUUUUCACCUAUUUUUCAUAUUUACCCUAUUUUUUUACCUGUUUUUCAUUUUUUUACCUAUUUUUCAAUUUUACCUAUUUUUCAUUUUUUUACCUAUUUUUCAUUUUUUUACCUAUUUUUCAUUUUUUUACUUAUUUUUCAUUUUUUUACCUAUUUUUCAUUUUUUUACCUAUUUUUCAUUUUUUUACCUAUUUUUCAUUUUUUUACGUAUUUUUAAUUUUUUUACGUAUUUUUAAUUUUUUUACCUAUUUUUCAAUUUUACCUAUUUUUCAUUUUUUUACCUAUUUUUAAUAUUUUUCAUUUUUACGUAUUGUAAUUUUUACCUAUUUUAAUUUUUUUACGUAUUUCAAUUUUUACGUAUUUUUCAUUUUUUUACCUAUUUUUCAUUUUUCAAAUAUUUUUCAUUUUUUUACCUAUUUUUCAUUUUUUUACAUAUUUUUCAUUUUUUUACCUAUUUUUUUACCUAUUUUUCAUAUUUACCCUAUUUUUUUACCUAUUUUUCAUUUUUUUACCUAUUUUUAAUUUUUUUACCUAUUUUUAAUUUUUUUACCUAUUUUUAAUUUUUUUACCUAUUUUUAAUUUUUUUACAUAUUUUAAUUUUUACCUAUUUUAAUUUUUACCUAUUUUAAUAGUUUCAUUUUUACGUAUUUUAAUUUUUACCUAUUUUAAUUUUCAAAUAUUUUAAUUUUUUACCUAUUUUCAUUUUUACAUAUUUACAUUUUUACCUAUUUUUUACUUAUUUUCCUUUUUACCUAUUUUCAUAUUUACCCUAUUUUUACCUAUUUUCAUUUUUACCCAUUUUUUUACCACAUCAAGCUGGAGUACUCCGCCAGGUGGGGAAAUGACGUGGAAGCCAUCAGUAGGCUCACUUCUUCGUUCUACGUAAAAAUUGCGGAAAAGCUUCGCGAAAAGAAACUCUGUGCCGUCCCCAUCAUCAAUCAGCUCUUCGUGCUUCAAUCCGGAAUCGUUUUCAAGAUCGUCGUCGUGCACGAUCGUAUUCUGACGCUCCUGGAAGAGGUGGUAGAGACGUUGAAUGAUUCUGGAGCCGCGCGCAUCGAAAGCUCCCUUCAGGGAAUCCGGCUGACGGCGUGGAAAAAGAAUUUUAUCGCCGAGCCGUUCCUGCAGCGAACGCUUCAGUCCUUCUCGACGAGCUACAAGUUCUUCGGAAGCACUGUUCAGCUUGUCAAAAAGUAAGCAAAAAUGACAAAUAUUUUCAGGACAUUCCGCAACCGCUUCUAAUUCCAGGUGGAUCGGCUGGAGACUGCUUUCCGGACACUUCAACGAUUAUAUUAUUGAGCUGCUCGUGGUCGCCGCUAUUAAGAAAACAGGAACUGUGGAGCCACAGUAAGACCAGCACAAGAUUCUUCCAUUUUUCAUCUGCAGUAAUCUUUCAAAUCGGUCUGGUCGGCAUUCGCCCGUGUCCUUCACCUCAUUUCCACUCAGCCACAAUGUGGGCAAUUACGACGCCGUCAUCGAGUUGGAUCCCUCGGCAGUCGUCCGAAAGACGCCGAUUCUGGAGAGACGACCGGCAAAGUUUCAGAAGUCGAGCUGGAUCCGAUCGAUGAACUCGUCUACCACAACAAGUUUCAUCAGGUAAUGCCUUGACAUCGGAAUUUAAACGAAAAUGAAAUGUUUCAGGUAG